GCGCCGGGUGCCCUUAUCCAAUCAUGCCUGGAAUGCUGCUUGUCACUUGGGCUAUUUCUGCUGUCUGUCGCUAUUGCUAGACUGUCCAGUGCUAACAGUUUGGCAGAUUUCAUCUCUUUUUGUUGUUGUUGUUUGUUUCCGUCUUGUUUCUACCUCUCGCUUUCUUUUUCCUCUCUGUCUCUCUCAUCCCCCUUUUUGCCUGGAGUUUGUAGCUUGGAGUUUCCCUGGCACUGCCUCUCUUGUUAUUGUGCUGACUCGCUGCUCCUCUUUCCUCCAGCUCUGCUGUUCACUGUGGGAGGGAGCGAGAGAAAAAAAGAUAGAGGGAGGGAGGGGAGAAAGGGGAUCAGCCAGUUGAGAAGUGGGCGCCUGGAUCAGACACUGAGACAGAGCAGGAGGUGAACAUGUCUCACCGGCUGCGUCUGUACUUUGGCUCUGGCCGCAGCAACACAGCUCCAGAAAUGGAGGAGCUGGAAGGGCCGUCCCAGGCCCAGACCCAGACCCAGGACGGCAACGAUGUCGCCAUGACAUUCCACAUGCAGCAGCCUCACCGGCCUCAGCGCUGGAGCAGCCCAGAAUCAACUACCUUCUCCUGGUGUCCUGAGAGAGAUCUGCCUAUGAGUGCCUUCUCUGUGCCUUGGCAACGGCCUGAGAGAGGGAUCUACUUUGGGCCUCGUCCUGUGUCUGAGAGCCCCCUGGCUGGUCAUGGAGGUCCUGGAGACUCUUCACUCAAACGAAGCUCCUCCAUGUUUAUACCCCAGCUGACUUCUGCCGAGCCACGGCCCACAAAGAGUUCCUCUAUGCAGAUCUCUCUCCAACGGUCCUCCGGUCCUGGGCCUGUUGGAGCUGAAGAGCCACCGCCAUGUCCGCCACCCAGCUACACCCCGGGACCUGCUCCGGCCUACACAGAACCAGACAGGAACUACCACUACGCUCUACCACCACCACCUCACUACUGCCGAGAGGCUUCAUCUACGGUCAGUUCACCACCACCUCACUACAGCCGAGACGCUUCAUCUACUGUCAGUUCACCACCUCACUACAGCCGAGACGCUUCAUCUACAGUCAGUUCACCACCUCACUACAGCCGAGACGCUUCAUCUACAGUCAGUUCACCACCUCACUACAUCCGAGAGGCUUCAGGGAGCUACAGUUCUGCCAUGCUUCAUAAUGGGAAUCGACAGCCCACAGAGCCGGCUCAACCCAAGCGAAGGGUUUUCUGCGUCACACCCCAAGAUGGCUCAAACUCAAGUGGUCAGGUCAGCUCAGCUAUGUCUAACGGAAAUGGAGGCUCACCGGGAAUCAGCAUCGGAGGCUUCCACAUCUCAAGGAACUCCUCAGAUGGAUCUGAAGUCCAGCAGUUCAGGAUCGGCUAUGGCUCUGGCAAUCAAGGAGCUGGGCCCUGCCGCUGGUCCGUCCAGCAGCAGAACUCUGACCCGGGCCAACCUGGCACCACUCAAAGGCGGCUUGUGUUCCAGCUUGGACAGCAGGACCAAGCCAGACAGGCCAACAAUAUGAACCUUGUGGCCACUAGUGAGCCCACCGAUCUGGGUUUCACUGGCUCCAAGGGAGGGCGUGUGGUACGUUACCCCAAGAUCCGUCUGGAGAGAAGCUCUUCGCAUCAGCGGCCGCCCCGUGGGAACCACCAGGCAUUCAGUGAUGUUGGGGAUCCUCAGGGCAUUGAAGGAAACCCUUCAGAGAUGGACGGUCAAAGUAUGGAUAUUGAAGAUGGCUGUACUUUCAACAUCAGGAGAGAACCCCGCAAGCAGCAGCCUCACUUCAAGAUUUCUUUCAGUCAGAAUGGUGAUCCCCCUACCGUACAGGAUAUAAGCCUGGGAAAUGGUCAGACGAGGGACGAUUUCCUGGGACAGGUCGAUGUGCCUCUCAAUCAUUUACCGACCGAGGACCCUACGAUGGAGCGGCCGUACACGUUUAAAGAUUUCCUCCUACGGCCACGAAGGUCAGUUCCAGACUACCGACGAAGCCACAAGUCCCGGGUGAAGGGUUAUCUACGGCUAAAGAUGGCCUACCUGCCGAAGACUGGAAGUCCGGAGGAAGAGACCACUGAAGGGAUUACCAGGGAGGAGGCAGAGGGCUGGGAGGUGAACGACUCUGCCGAUCCCAGCGUCCAGAGGCCCCAGGCUGUCCAGCCCCCACUGCCCCCAGGAUGGGAGGAGAAGGUUGAUAACCUGGGCAGAACCUACUACGUCAACCACAACAACCGCUAUACACAGUGGAAACGACCCAGUAACGUGGAUGAUGUUUCGGAGGUGGAGAAUGACAAUCAGCAACGGGCGAACAGCAUCCAAGCCCACCGGGUUUUCAGGUCUAGACGACACAUCUCUGAAGACCUGGAGAACGAACACACAGAACCCAGAGACAUGGAAGAUUCGUGGGAGCCAAUCACUGAAGAGAGUCCAGACGGCCCCCUACCUGGCCCCUCCUCCUCAAUGGCGACGGCCAUCCCCCAAACGCCUGCCCCCCCACCCCUCCAGGAGUUCUCAGAGGAGAUCAACCUGCACCUCUCUCUCUCUCCAACCCCAUCCGGCCCCCCGCCUGACAUCAACGGAGAGGUGGCCGCCCCCAGCCACGCCUCUGCUGUGCAGAGCCAUCUGACCUCCAGGCUGCGCUCCUCCAGUAUGACAGAUGGGGUCAGUGACCAGGCCCAGCCUCCUCCUCCAGCGAGCUCCCAGACCAGAAGAACCAGAGCUCUAACAGUCACUGGAGUUGAGGAGCCCAUGUCUCAGUCGUCAGCCUAUGCCCUGACCACACCAGGCCUACCUCCAGGAUGGGAGGAGAGGAAGGACGCCAAGGGACGCACGUAUUACGUCAAUCAUAACAACCGCUGCACCACCUGGACCAAGCCUAUCCUCCAGCACACUGAAGACGAAGCGAGUACCUCUGACUCCGGGGCUGCAGCUGAAGCCGCCUCCACCUCUUCCUCAGCCAACAACAAUAGUCAUCUGAUUGAACCGCAAAUACGCCGCGCCCGUAGUCUCAGUUCCCCUACCGUUACCCUGUCCUCCCCCUUAGAGGGGGCGGCCAACAACAUAGCUGUGCGUCGGGCGGUGAAGGACACUCUCUCCAACCCCCAGUCCCCCCAGCCCUCCCCCUACAGCUCCCCAAAAUCAGGACAUCAGUCCCAGCAGAGCUUCCUGCCCCCGGGGUGGGAGAUGAGGAUAGCACCCAACGGAAGACCCUUCUUCAUUGACCACAACAGCAGGCUCACCACAUGGGAGGACCCGAGGUUGAAGUAUCCAGUCCACAUGAGAACAAAAGCCUCUCUGGACCCUGGUGACCUGGGGCCUCUUCCUCCUGGCUGGGAGGAACGCGUGCAUGCAGAUGGCAGGACCUUCUACAUUGACCACAACCAUCUCUCUUCCUCAAACGACACCAAAGCCACUCAAUGGGAGGAUCCUCGUCUACAGAGUCCUGCUAUCACAGGGCCUGCUGUGCCAUACUCUAGAGAAUUCAAACAGAAAUACGAUUACUUCAGAAAGAAGUUGAAGAAACCGGCGGACAUCCCUAACAGGUUUGAGAUGAAGCUGCACAGGACCAACAUCUUUGAGGAGUCGUAUCGCCGUAUCAUGUCUCUGAAGAGACCAGAUAUCCUGAAGGCCCGCCUCUGGAUCGAGUUUGAGUCAGAGAAGGGGCUGGACUACGGAGGUGUGGCCAGGGAGUGGUUCUUCCUGUUGUCUAAGGAGAUGUUCAACCCUUACUAUGGACUCUUCGAAUACUCAGCCACAGAUAACUACACACUACAGAUCAACCCUAACUCUGGGCUGUGUAACGAGGACCACCUCUCAUACUUCAAGUUCAUUGGUCGAGUGGCAGGGAUGGCCGUGUUCCAUGGGAAGCUAUUGGACGGCUUCUUCAUCCGACCAUUCUACAAGAUGAUGCUCGGGAAGCAGAUCACACUGAAAGACAUGGAAUCAGUGGACAGUGAAUACUACAACUCUCUGAAGUGGAUCCUGGAGAAUGAUCCUACUGAGCUGGACCUGCGGUUCUGUAUCGAUGAGGAUAACUUUGGACAGACGUAUCAGGUGGAUCUGAAGCCCAGUGGUGGGGACAUGGUGGUGACCAACCACAACAAAAUGGAAUACAUCGAUCUUGUCAUUCAGUGGAGGUUUGUGAACCGGGUCCAGAAACAGAUGAAUGCCUUCUUGGAGGGAUUCACUGAACUCACUCUCAUCGACCUCAUCAAGAUAUUUGAUGAAAACGAGCUUGAGCUGUUGAUGUGUGGUCUGGGUGACGUGGAUGUGAAUGACUGGCGACAACACACCGUCUACAAGAACGGUUACUGCCCCAACCACCCAGUUAUACAGUGGUUCUGGAAGGCUGUCCUGCUGAUGGAUGCUGAGAAGAGGAUCCGUCUGCUUCAGUUUGUCACCGGGACAUCCAGAGUCCCUAUGAACGGCUUCGCUGAGCUCUAUGGUUCCAAUGGGCCUCAGCUGUUCACCAUUGAGCAGUGGGGAACGCCUGAUAAGCUGCCCAGAGCACACACCUGCUUCAACAGGCUGGACCUGCCUACCUACGAGUCGUUUGAUGACCUCCGAGAGAGGCUGCUGAUGGCUGUGGAGAACGCUCAGGGCUUUGAGGGCGUCGAUUAAACUAACGUCAGCCAUCUUGGUUGAAUACCACUACAGAGACGACACACCACCACAGGACAGAACGUUUAAAAAACAACUGCCACAGAACGUUUUAAAAACAAAACAACUAACUGUCAUUUUACAGCUGCAGACCGUGGCCGUAACAGGGUCUACCUGCAAGCAUGUUAUAUGCACAGGAUCAACCACCGAGGUUACUCUGAGACUGUAGUGAAUGUGACAGAGACAACGAGCCAUGUCUGUCUUCUCCUAUGUCAAGGUGCUGGGAAACAUGGCCACUACAGUGCAGCCCAUGCAAAACACUGCACCCCUGUCUGAAAUCUGCAGUGCUGGAAUCUCUGAUGCUUUUCAAUAUGAAUAUCUCUCCUGUUGUAUUUGACACCCACCAUCCCUGUGACUCUGCUGUGCUGUGGAGUGCAUAGCCUUAACCUGCUGGUUACUGCAUUCUGUAUGAAAUGAAUCAAAUUACUACUCCUCUCUCCAAGUUAACAUGCUGGAUCCUGCAUUGUGUGUAUAUAUAAUCACUGAUCGAUUGGAAUCCUGCAUUGAUCAAUCACUACUUAACUCUUCUCCAGGUUACCUUACUACUACAGCACCACACCACCAGAUAACCUUAGGAAUGCUAACCAAUCACAGAUUCACUAAUGAGGAUAUAAGCCGUGUCGCUCUCACUGUUCGACUACUAUGCCUGCCUGGUCCCACCUCCCUCCCUUUCUCUCUCUCCCCCCUCCCUCCCUUUCUCUCUCUCCCCCCCUCCCUCCCUUUCUCUCUCUCCCCCCUCCCUCCCUUUCUCU
Oncorhynchus kisutch (coho salmon) is the source of this 5398-nucleotide messenger RNA. RefSeq names its product NEDD4 like E3 ubiquitin protein ligase (gene nedd4l). Gene Ontology annotation, molecular function: protein binding; ubiquitin protein ligase activity; sodium channel inhibitor activity. Gene Ontology annotation, biological process: ubiquitin-dependent protein catabolic process; protein ubiquitination; regulation of dendrite morphogenesis. The record is from RefSeq and is a predicted model, not a curated record. Bases 402 to 4607 code for a protein of 1401 amino acids. The transcript has 27 exons. Lineage: Eukaryota; Metazoa; Chordata; Actinopteri; Salmoniformes; Salmonidae. Gene Ontology annotation, cellular component: cytoplasm.